AUGGACCAGGGCUUGGCGGGGGCGCUGGACAGCGCGUGGCUGUGCCUCUGCGGGGCGCUGGUGAUGUUUAUGCACGCCGGCUUCGCAAUGCUGGAGACAGGCUGCUGCCGCGCCAAGAACGCGUCCAACGUGCUCAUGAAGAACUUGGUCAACGUGUGUGUGGGCACCUUGGGCUGGUGGAGCUUGGGAUGGGCCUUUGCCUACGGCGCGCAGAACGGCAAUGGCUUUAUCGGCACCACCGGCUUCUUCGGCUGGGAUUUCUACAGCCAAGAUGCCACCACCGGGGUGAUCACGCCAGUCACCUGCAACGGGGAAGGCUGCCAGAGCACCAUGCUGAGCUGGUUCUUCCAGUGGGCCUUCUGCACAGCAGGCGCCACCAUUGUGAGCGGAGCAGUCGCGGAGCGUGUGAAGAGCCCCACCUAUGCCGCCUACGCCUUCUUCAUGACAAGCUUCAUCUACCCCGUGGUGGUGGCAUGGACCUGGGGUGGGGGCUGGAUUGCCAGCGUCUUGGACGUGGGCUACAUGGACUUUGCUGGCUCCGGUGUUGUCCACCUCACGGGCGGCGUCAGCGGCCUGGCCGGCACCAUCGUGCUGGGGCCCAGGAAGGGGCGCUUUGUGAAUCCAGAGGAGUUUGAGCCUCACAACCUGCCGCUGGUCGUGCUGGGCACCUUUGCGCUGUGGUUCGGCUGGUACGGCUUCAACCCAGGCUCCACCCUGGGCAUGCACGACGGGGCCACAGGCGCGCUGGCCGCACAGGUGGCCAUGAACACCACCCUGGCUGCGGCGACGGGCGGCAUCACGGUCUUCAUCCUGCGCUUCGCCAUCCUCAGGAAAUACGACGUGGGGGGCUUGUGCAACGGCAUUCUCGCCGGACUGGUCUCCAUCACUGCGGGCUGCGGCAAUAUGGAGUGCGGCUCCGCCUUCGCCACGGGGCGUCUUGCCGCAAGGAGCCUCCAUGCUGCUCCAGAAGCUGAAGAUCGACGACCCCGUGGACGCCGCGCCGGUGCACGGCUUCUGCGGCAUGUGGGGUUGCAUUGCUUGCGGCCUCUUCGACUGGGGCAAGGGCGUGGACCACUUCCACGGCUGGAGCGGCUGGGGCUGCAUGCAAACCGCGGACGAGAGCAGCUGCAAGACGGGCAUCGGCGGCACUGCCAUCGGCGCGCAGUUCAUCAUGAUCAUCAUGAUCAUCCUCUGGGCCGGCACCCUGUCCACGAUCGCCUUCUUGGUGCUGAAGCUCACAGGCAUGCUGCGCAUCAGCGAGGAGGUGGAGGAUGCUGGCAUGGACUCGCACCACCACUCCCCGCCGAAGGCCUACGCCUUGGCAGCAGCACCAGGGAAGGAGAUGGAGAUGGAGACGAACGAGGGCACCACGGUCUGAGGUUUUGA
This is a messenger RNA of Effrenium voratum, 1386 nucleotides long. The record is from the annotation of a GenBank genome assembly. Lineage: Eukaryota; Dinophyceae; Suessiales; Symbiodiniaceae.